Molecule: messenger RNA, 1421 nt
Organism: Trichomonas vaginalis G3
Lineage: Eukaryota; Parabasalia; Trichomonadida; Trichomonadidae
Exons: 1
Source: RefSeq, a predicted model, not a curated record
AUGGCACCGCCCCGAUUUUGUUUCACCUUAUAUAAUGUUGGGCCUACAGAAUAUUUGCUUGAGCGUCAAAAACUUUUAUUGCCAGCGAAAUCAACAUUAUAUAGAGCUUUUGGAAGUGAUGUAAACAUCUGGAAACAACUUGUCCUUUCAGAGUCCCCUGAAAUACCAAUCUUACAAAAAUUUCUGAAAUUUUAUGAUAAUUUAAGCUCUAAAUCUUCGUUCACUAUAGGCAUAGAUGCUAUUUCUGGAAAACUCUGGAAAGAGAACACAAAUAGCAAAAAGAUUCAAGAUCUUUUUGCUAUUUAUUUAAUGCCACUCAACUUUGAAGGCCCAAAUGUAUGUGUCCAUAUUAUAGAAAAUACAAAUGGGCGUGCAGCAUCGGUUUUGGAAAAAAUAUUAAAUUAUAUUGAAUUACUUCAAAGGAAAACUCAGGUUCCUUUUGUCACAACAGAUGGAGAUAAGUCAUAUGAUGCUAUUUAUAUUGUAUAUUUCAAUCAUUGGUUCUUUUUGAUAACAGAUUUCAACGGAUUAGUCAAUGAAAUGAGAAAUGCAAAAUAUAAGGAUAUACAUAUAAUAUUUAUUGCAGAUGUCGUUCAUAUCGGAAAGAAUUUAAGAACGCUUAUUGUUUUUGAUGGAAAAUUGAUAUUGAUGCAACCGUAUGAUCCGACAAGGCAUGUCGAUAUAGAGAAAAUUAGACAGUAUUGCCACAUAGGUGACGCAAUUAAUAAUAAAGAUAAAUCAUCAAAGCUAAACGAUAAGUAUCCAGUGACACUUUUUAAUGUCAAUAAUGUGUGGGAACUGCUCAAGCAUGGAUGCUUUGAAGAAGGUGUUUGGCUUCUCCCAUUGACUCUUUGGUUUGAAGCAAUCAGAAAUCUUCAGUUGCCUGUAGAAGCACGUAUGUCUAUGAUCAAGCUUGCAUUUUACAUUUUGCAGUUUUAUCUUAGACUCGCUCAUGCACUUAAGAUCUCAGACCGCUUGAAAGAUGUGGUUAAUAACGAUGGCACAAUCAAAUUCAAAGCGUAUUUCUUCUCCCGAAUUAUACAUAUGAAGAAGAUGGCGACAUCUUUAUUAAUCAUUUACGGCAUUUUAGAUCAGGAUCCAAGUAUUAACUUUCAACAUAUUACCACAUUGCCGGUUGAACACCUCUUUGCUUUAUUUAGAAAAUUUGCAAAAGCCAAAAAGGAAGUAAAUGACUUAAUGAGUGCAUGUGCUCAUCAAUUAAUGACUGAGUAUUAUAAUCUCGGUCACUUUAAUAGAUUAGUCAAACAAACUAUCCUUGACCAAUCUGGCGCAGAUUUACAAAAAAUUAAUGUCAUCAGCGAAGAACAAUGGCCCAAAUACAUCUUUACAGACGAUGAAAUUGAGCAGAUCACAACCGAUCUUUUAUACAGUGUCGGCUGGACUGAAGAUGAUGUCUUAUC